AUGAUUACUUUCACUAAAGCUUUUAUUAUUUUGGCAGAGACAAUAUCAGUCAUUACAAAUGACGGACGCAAUAUAGUGGGUGUCCUAAAAGGCUUUGACCAGGCAACAAAUAUAAUUCUUGACGAGUCACAUGAACGAGUUUAUUCUACCAAGGAAGGUGUCCAGCAGCUUGUUCUAGGUUUAUACAUCAUUAGGGGUGACAACAUAAGUGUUGUUGGUGAACUGGAUGAGGAUCUAGAUUCCAAUUUAGAUUUGUCCAAGCUUAGAGCUCAUCCCUUAAAACCUGUCAUCCACUGAAGCAAACUUAUCUUAGUUGUUAGGGCUUAGGAGUUGCUUUUGUAUGGAACUGAACUCAUGAGCUUUGAGAAGCUGGGAUUGCAGGGU
Molecule: messenger RNA, 384 nt
Organism: Lathyrus oleraceus (garden pea)
Lineage: Eukaryota; Viridiplantae; Streptophyta; Magnoliopsida; Fabales; Fabaceae
Product: sm-like protein LSM8
Exons: 4
Coding region: 1-297 (98 amino acids)
Biological process (GO): mRNA splicing, via spliceosome
Cellular component (GO): U4/U6 x U5 tri-snRNP complex; precatalytic spliceosome; U6 snRNP
Molecular function (GO): mRNA binding
Source: RefSeq, a predicted model, not a curated record